Mytilus trossulus (common blue mussel) is the source of this 2508-nucleotide messenger RNA. RefSeq lists its product as uncharacterized. The coding region runs from base 1 to 1728 and encodes 575 amino acids. NCBI's taxonomy places the organism in Eukaryota, Metazoa, Mollusca, Bivalvia, Mytilida, Mytilidae. The transcript is spliced from 7 exons. The record is from RefSeq and is a predicted model, not a curated record.
AUGGUUAGAGCUCAGGCAGACAGGUUAAUAGCUGUGACGGAGCUUGCAGAGAGCGUAGAAGACCAGCAAAAAGAGGUAGACAUUUCAUCAGGUGAUUUAGAUGAGGAGAAAAAAAGAUGGCUGAUCGUUGGGAUCUGUCUUCAUUCAAUUAUAUCUCCUCUGCUAAGAAAGUAUGUUGAUCCUAUUCUUAGUAACUUGUUUAGUUCUCUAGUAGCCAGCGACUUCAUUGAUACACAGGGAUACAAUAGAUAUUUAAAGAAAUAUCCAGCAACAAAUCGAUAUUUUCUUAAUUAUGAAUCAAUAAACAACAACAGGAGCGUACCAAAGAAGAAGAUCAACAACAAAUGGAUAAAUGAUUACCAAGCAUAUGAUUACAAAGUGACGAGCCAUGUCGAUUUAUCAAAGUUGUUCCUACAGCCAAGUAUGGCUCAUUACACCGCAAUUGAUGAGUCAUGUGACUCGUCUGCUCUGCUUGGUAUGGUCGUCAACAUCAGUUCAUUUCAAUUAGCUGUGCAAUUUGAUGCAGAAAAGAUACGAUCAGACAUACGUAAUCCAUGGGCACAUUGUGACUUCACAGAAUGGACGACAGCAAAAUAUACAGAUUCCUUCCAGCUGAUGGAACAACUUGUUAAGGACCUUGGUCUUUAUAACAGAGAGGAGAACAGAGUUUUAGGAGCACUGAACACUUGGGCAACAAAUGGUCAGAAUUUUCUAAGUGGUACAGUUCUUGGUUUAGAGAUUGUAAAUGACAUACAUCACCAGACAAGUAUUCUUAGUGAAUAUGUUCUGACUUUGUGUACAGAGACAGACAGUCAAUUUGUUAAAGUGCAACAAGAGUUAAAUGAUUUAGAAAUCAGUUUACAGGAGAGGAUGAGAAAUUUAGAAAAGAAAUCUAAGAAGCAAGGCGAAGAAUUAAAUAACUUAAAGGAAGAAAUGAGAAAACAAGUAGAAGAUCAUAUUCCAAACCAUAUACGAGUUCAACAUGGAAAUGAUAUAAGCGAAUGGGAGCAAGAUCAAACUACAUUUGUAAAAACACGAGCAACACAUCACAUCCUAUGGUCUUUAUACUUAGAUAACUGUAUUGUUGUGACAGGAAGCUCGGGUUGUGGUAAAUCAGCCAACAUUCACCAUGCUGCUUUAAUUUUACGUGAUGAAUUUCAAUAUGAGAUAAUACCUGUUUUAGCUGGACCAACAGACAUUAUAAAUUAUUAUAAUGAGAACAAAAGACAAGUUUUUGUUGUCGAUGACAUAUGUGGAAAGGAAACGAUCAACAGACAGACUUUACUGAUGUGGAGAGAUUAUUCAGGAAAAAUGGAGAAAAUAUUUAAAACUGUAGAAAAUGAAAAAGAGAGCAUAGAUAAUUCAAAUAUGUCAGAUCCAAAAUUACUCAUUUCUUGCAGACUGCAUAUAUAUAAGGAAUCCCAGUUUCAACAUAUCAAAUUACUCACAAGAAAAGAAUGCAAUUUAUUAUCAUCAGAUUUGUGCCUGCUAGAAAAAGAAAGAUUGCUUAUGCUGCAAAAAUACCAUCCGAGAUACAUUAUUGAAAAAGUGAUACCAGUCAUCGAGAAUGUUGAUUUCUUUCCCUUGCUCUGCAAAUUGUCAAAAAACAAAACAUCUGAAGAAACAAUUAAACUUUUUACUGCUCCUUUGUUUAGUAUUAGAGAGAACAUCAAAUACAUCAUUUCUGAAAACAAGGCACAAUUUUGUGCUCUUGUUCUUUGCAUCUAGAUCUUAUUUGAUAAUGGAUUUGAUACAGAUUGGUUGAAAUUAAAAUUAACUCCAGAGACGAAAAAAAGCAAACUUGUAGACAUUGUUCAAGAAUUUGAAAUUGACAUAAAAAAAGAGAUAUCCAGAAAUACUCUAAAAUCCGGUUUUACUACGUUAGAAGGUACCUUCAUAAAGAGAAGAGGAACAGAGUACAGAAUGAUUCAUGACAAAAUCGAUAAAAUGGCCUCUGUAAUCUGUGGCAAACAUCUUACAGAAAGUUUUAUAACUUACGCUCCUUCAAUAUUUAUUCGUGACCAUUUCACUUUUGAAUCUGAAGAAGAUGAUGGUCUCAUAUAUCUUUCAGACGAUCAAGAAGAAGAGUAUUUCAACAGAUUACUUAGAGACUUAAGGGAUUUCGACAUUACCAGUACAUUUCAUAAUAAACAGUUAAUAUCUCAAUCAUUUAUUGAUAAAUUAAUCAAUUUUUUGGAGAUGAGUGAUGAGGCAAAGUCAUUGCUAAAAGAACUUGAUACUAAGGGUUGCGACUUGAUAGUGGGAGAUUAUUAUAGACCAUUUAAUACAACUCCUUUGAUAGAGUCAGCGGCGGGUGGUUACUUCAAUAUAGUUCAUUUUCUGAUUCAUACGGUAAAAUGUAAUGUAAAUAAAGUAGACGGAAGAGACAAAACACCAUUAUAUAAGACAUCACAAGAUGGAAAAACAGAUAUUGUCAACUUAUUGUUACAGAACAAUGCGGAUGUUUCUUAUCUGAACGUUGUUGGUGAAUCUGCAUUGUAUGUGGCC